CUGGGGCGGCGGGGGGCUCCCGGGCUGCGACUGGCCUCAGCCGGCCCGAGACCCGCCCCCGGGCCGGGGGGGGUCAGCGGCCGCCCGCGAGGCCCCGCCCCGGUUUUUAAUUGACGGGGGUGCUCGGCCGCCGAGUUGGCCGGCAGCGGCUGGGGGCGGGUGGGGGGCGCCAUCUUGCAGCCCGCACUGCCCCGCCCGUCGCGGUCACGCCCCGCCCGGACGCGCGGCCGGAGCCCUGGGCGUGGCCGCCCUGCCCUACCGGGCCCCUGGGCGCGGCCGCCCUGCCCUACCGGGCCCGGCCUGUUGAUUCUCCCCCCCCCCGUGGCGGGCCUGGAGCCUCCGCCACAGCGCUGCGCGGGCCGGUGGGGGGGGGCGGAGCAAAGCUUCCAAGCGCUUCAGCGUCACAGCGCGGGGCCAGCCGGAGCCCGAGCCCCGGGGAGGCUGCAGGAGGCCCCUGAGAAAGAAGCGGGACGUGAACCGGGCCGCGGGCCGAGGACAAAGGGCUGAGCACUGAGGAAGGGUGAUGGGGCACCGUAAAGGCGGGGUCAGGUAACUAGCGGCGGGCGCCCAGGCCCCUGGGGCGGGGCAGGGGUGCCCUCGCGCGCCAUCCGCCUUGAAGAAGAGUCCAGGGUAACGCCGAAGCUUGUGUCCGUCCCCAACACCCGUUGGUCCAAGGAAUGAGAGUCCCUCAGCCGCCUUGGGUCUCUGCUGUCACCCUCCUACACGCUUUACAGGAGUUUAAGGCCAAGCACCUGCCUCAGCCCCACCCCUUGUGCUCUACCUACAGGUUUCUGAACUGCCUGGGCACAAUUUUCUCCUUCAUUUCUAAAGAUGCAGUGACCAAAAUAGAAAUAAUAGAGAAUUACCGUAAUAGUGACCAGCGAGAAAAGUACUUGACCGUUCAAUCCAUGGUGGAGUAUGAGUUGGCUAAUGGCCUGGUUGAUCUCCAAAAGCGAUCUGACUCAGGCUGCAGAACCUUGUUGCGCCUCCACCGAGCCCUUCACUGGCUGCAGAUGUUCUUGGAAGGACUGAGGACUGGCAAGGACAACUCCAAAACCUCUGUGAUCUGCUCAGAAACAUACAAUGCUUCCUUGGCUAACUAUCAUCCCUGGAUUAUUCGCAAGGCUGCUGGGGUGGCUUUUUGUGCCUUACCCACUCGAAAUACAUUCCUUGAAACCAUGAAUGUGGGCACAGCUGAAGAGGCUGUGGCUAUGCUGGGGGAUGCUUUGCCCUAUAUCUGUGAAGUCUAUAAAAUCACAGAGGAGCUCUAUGCCCAACACAAACUGCUUGACCUCCCCUAGUGUAGGGGAUGUUUGAUUAGAAUAUCUCGCUAUUGUAAUUGCUGAAAGAGUUCACUGUAUUGGGGGGGGGGGCACUCAUGUAAAUAAGUGGUUAUUUGCACUAAAGACUGGAUUCUCUUCCUCCCUCUCCCCCUACCCUGCCAUCUCCAAUAGGUCUCUAGUAGAGCCCAUAAAUAAUUUGAUUGAUACUCUUUGGCCUUUUAAAAGAGAGCUGACUUAAUUCUUGGCUCCCCUUUUAUUAGAAGAAAUUUGGAAUAAAAACAUUCCAAAGCCCAUGUUAGCUUGUUUAAACUUAAAGGAUUUAUCUCUCUCCUCUGCACUGAAUUCCUUUUUCAAAACUUUAUCAGGUCUUUAUUUGUAAAAGCCAAACAAAGCCCCCAGCCACAAGCGAUCACUUAAUCUUUGUAGCUCCAAUGCCUUUAAACAAAAGUAGUGAGGAAUCUCCCUUUGUCCCACUCAUGGGAUAAUGCUAAAAUUCAGCUAAACUAGGGUCGGAACCUCUCGCUGUGGUAUUAUAGGGCCUGUGUACAGAUGACACUCAUUGCCAUUCAACCACUUGUUCUCUGUUUAGGUUAACAAGGUGAUGUGUGUUACAGGGCCUGGAAUUUUGGUUUUGCUGCACUGCAAUGCAGGACCCUUGAAAUUAUGCUGCUUUCUUACAACAGAGUGAGCAAUUGAUUGCAGACCAUCUUCAUGGCAGCUGGUCAUCACUUGCACUGGAUAACACUUCCUGCCCAGUCUUCUCCCACUCAUCCUCACAAAAACUAAAUGGUGUGGAGGUGUGGUAUAAGGAUAUGUUCCCCCUCCCCCAUUUUUGUGUGGUGCUGUUGAGACAGGAAGACCCUUUGUUAUUUUCUCCCUCUUCCCCUGCCCUCCCCCAAGUUUUGCUGCUUGGCAUCGUGCCUUUUGGGGGUGGGAAAUAAUCUUGAGUGCAGACUGCACAGUACUGAAUCACAGAAUAAUUCAGAGCUUUAUGGAAGUUGAGGCUACAGGUACAGAAACUACCCACAGAGUAGACUUUAGGAAAUAAAAGGAAUGCUGAAAGCCUAGAGAAAUGAAGUCCUGCUGGCUGGGUGGGGUAAUUAUGAUUUGUGCUAUACAUAAAAUCAGUGUUUGCUGAAGCUUAAUGCCUUCCAGUCCAAAUCAAUCAUAAGCUUUAAAAGGAGGGUAAAUCUUCAUGCAAGUGGUAAGUGUAAAAUUGUUUUAGCAAGAAUUCCUAUAUAUGUUGUAUAUAUAAUAGGUGUAUACAUAGGAAGAGGGAUGCAAGCUGGUUAUAAAAUAAUGAAUUGUACUUUGAGAUAUUUUCAAAAUUUAUCUUUCACAACAGUGCAUGGAUAUUUCAGAAAGAGCCCUAAUAUUACUGCUGUAAAACUAUUUUAAGACAACGUUCACACCUCUCACACUGUGCCCCUUUACAUUUUAUUAACAUUAAUAAAGUGAUCUAGAUAAUUGGAGGCAUUUAAAUGGCCAAUAAGGCCACAGUGCUGAAAUUGAUUAUUACCUCAUGGGUUUGGACCUAGCUAGCCACACUACUCUCCCUUAAAUUACGUUAAUAACUUGCCUCCAAAGAGUGGCGUUGUACAGGAAUGCCUGCCUCUCUCAGGUCUUUGAAGGCAUGUGAUCUUGGGUCUCGUACAUUCAGGGCAUAUUGAACCCAAUAAUGAGUGGUUGCUUAAUUAGUCAUUUGGCUAGUGAUCAGAAAUGAGACCAAAUAAAUUUAACAGCAGAUUCUAAACUCUCAGCUGCAGCAUGCAUCUCUAGAUCCUGCAGAUCAGAAUCUGUGCAUAGAGUAUUUCUUAGCUUGAGGAUCAGGAAAGGAGGGUUUUCCCCCAUCUGAUCCAAGGAUAGAUGUUUACCCACAGUGAUUAAAAGGUAUUUAUGCCUCUAGUUUAGCUCUGUGAAAUGUGCCAUUUUCCUUCCAUGUUAAGAUAUUAAUUUAGAAAAGCCCCUUUUAAAUUUACUGUAACUUUAAAAAUGCUGUUUACACACAAUGCCAUGGGGUAGCUCCCCCACAUAUUAAGACAGUUCAGGUAACUCAGUGUUCCAAUGUCUAAUAAAUACUUGCUGGUUUUUGUUUUAUUUUAGCUAAAUGAGUUUUCUUUCUGGUCAGAUGUUCUUGAUAUUUCAUCUAAAAUGUCAUGUUGCAUAUUUUGCGUAUGAUCAAUUUCAUAAAAUAUUUUAAAGUAUCUCGCACUACAUAUGGUGUGAAAAAGCUGCAUGUAUCGUAAGUAACAUUUGCGUAAUGCCUUUGUUCCAAGGGUUUAAUAUAAAGAGGGAAACGUGAAAACUGUUUAUCUGUUCUCCACCAGUAUGUCCAAGCUAAAUACUAUUCUUAUAUGAUCAAAGCUGUAAUACUUGAUUUGCAAUUUCCAACAAGUGGUUUUUCAAUUAAAAAGUCACUUAUCAGUGGAAAACCUGAGUUUGCUUUGUUUCUACUAA
This is a messenger RNA of Caretta caretta (loggerhead turtle), 3740 nucleotides long. The record is from RefSeq and is a predicted model, not a curated record. NCBI's taxonomy places the organism in Eukaryota, Metazoa, Chordata, Testudines, Cheloniidae.